Molecule: messenger RNA, 516 nt
Organism: Trachymyrmex septentrionalis
Lineage: Eukaryota; Metazoa; Arthropoda; Insecta; Hymenoptera; Formicidae
Source: RefSeq, a predicted model, not a curated record
AUGGCCGCCACUAUUGGCAGACUUACUGCUAAUAUCGGUGGACCGUGGAAGGGCAAGCGUCGCGUCUAUGUGGUGGUCCUUUAUGGAGCACCGAUUUGAGUGCAAACCAUGGACGAGGACCAGCGCAGGCGUCAUACGAUGGAGCAGCUUAUGCGGCGACUAUCACUCAGGGUGACAAAAGCCUAUCGCACCGUCUCCCACGAAGCUACGGCCAUCUUGGCGAGAUCGGUGCCGUUUAGGUUUGUGGCGGAUCGCCUGAAACGGGCAUACCUGCGCAGGAGGAAGAUCAUCCGGAGAGAUGGAUCCAUUCUAAGCCUAGGAUCUUAUUCGAGAGAUGGAGAGACUAUCUGUUUAGUCUUCCUCGCUGAAGAGGAACAUCACCGAAGAGACUCCGGACUACGCCUCAAUGGCGGAAGCGCGCAGAGAAAACGGAGGCUGCCGAGUCAGGAUAAAGUAGCUUCUCAAGAGGACAACCAGCUAAAACAUUCAUCGAGAAAACGGCAAACUCGAGCUUGA